Oryctolagus cuniculus (rabbit) is the source of this 3285-nucleotide messenger RNA. NCBI's taxonomy places the organism in Eukaryota, Metazoa, Chordata, Mammalia, Lagomorpha, Leporidae. The record is from RefSeq and is a predicted model, not a curated record.
CUGCCACCUGUGACGCAAACAAUGAAGAAAACUUUGCGGGCAGCCCCUGGGACUGACCCAAACACCACCCCCUCCCUCGCCUCGCCCCGCCCCGCGAGGAGAUCGCCUGGGGACAGGUGCAGCAGCUUAGAACUCCCUGCCCGCCACAUUAGAUGGGGGCCGCGGAGGUCGAGGGGGCGCCGUCCCCAUGGUAACCGAGAGCGCAAACAGACGCACGGGUCAGGGCCGCAGAGAUGGCAGAGGACAAGCCUGGCUCAGCUGUUACUGUUGAAAACCCUCUUGGACUGGAUUCAGUUCACUCUCUAACAUUGAUGAUAAAGUGACUUUGCCUGCUGCUGAAGGGGUUAAUCUGCUUAAAACUUCCCCAUCAUGUCAGCUGAAAAUAGCCAAUCACCUGGAGCGUCCCCUCCCACCACUUCCCAUCAUUCCACACAGAUUUUAUCUUCAGAGGAAGAGGAGGUUGAAGCAGUAGUAGAUGAAGAGAACUUGCAGGAUGCCUCUCCAUCUCCAGAAGAAGAAGAAGAAGAAGAGUCUUUCGAGGAGGAAGAGUAUCUGCAGGAGGAUGAAUACCUAUAUGAGGAAAAGUAUCUGAAAAGAAAGGACUACCUGUAUGGAAAAUACCUGCAAGAGGAAUUCAAGACGAUGUUUCCACCACAAACCACACAGAAUCUUGCUGCAAGGAGCUCUGCCACUGGCACCCCCAUGAUGGCCACGCACUCCCCUGUUCAACCUGCCUUCAAUUCUCCUCCUUCCACCUCUGAGAUUACCACCGAGUCUUACACUUACUCAUUUCCUUCCUCCUCCAUGAGAGACCAGGACAGUCAGACGGAAUGGACAUAUGAGAAAAAAUUGGUAACAUCUUUAAUAUCAAAAUUAAAAGCAGACAAAGAGACCUCAAUGCUAACUGCCCUGGAAUCUGAUACGGAAGAGUAUUCUGUCAGCGAAAUAGAUAAAGAGUAUGAAGAUGGCAUGGAGCCUAUUUCUGACAGGAAUCUGAGGGAUGCUCUAUUAGAGGAAGCUGGCAAGCAGGAAACUGAAGACUUCGAUGUCAGUAUGCUUAACAGCUCCUACCAGACAGUGUUUAGGAUGAUAAUCAGGGAGAUGACGGCUCUCAGCGAACUCGAUGAGGAUUUUGACAUUCCCCUGACCAGGCUGCUGGAAAGCCGAAACAAAAAGAAGCUGAGAAUGCUACUGAAGAAAAAUUUUGAAAAAUACAAGGAAGCAAUUCUAUGGAUUCUGAGGAGAAGGGAAGCAAGUCAGAGGGCAGCAGAAACGUCCACUUUCACAUUUUCCCUGUCGGCUCCAAAAGCACUUGAGCAGCCUAAGGAAGAAGUCACAGCACAACCUGUUGUUCCCGUUCGUCGUAAGAAACUAGAAGUUGACCCAGAAUGGAUAAAGCAGAAGACACAGGUGCAUCGAGCUGAUGGAAAAAUAGUUCCUUACCCCAACAAGAAAGUCUUCCAAAUUCUCUUUCCUGAUGGAACAGGCCAGAUACACUAUCCAUCAGGAAACCUGGCGCUGCUCAUCUUGUGCACACAAGUCAAUAAGUUCACAUACAUUGUUCUGGAAGACCGCACAGAAACGUGGCUCCGGGCUCUUAUCAACAACUCCGGCAGCGCCACCUUCUAUGAUGAUAACAGAGAUAUCUGGUUGAACCUGAGCAGCAACCUGGGCUACUACUUCCCCAAAGGCAAGCACACAAAGGCUUGGAACUGGUGGAACCUGGGCAUCCACGUGCACACACCCCCCGUCCAGCCCAUAACCCUGAAAAUCAACCAGUACAUCAAGGUACACAUUAGGAGCCAGGAUAAGAUCAUCUUGCACUUCAUCCACGAACAGAAGCGGAUUUGUUUAAACCUGGGCACCAGGUAUAAGCCCACCACCCCAGAGGUGCUGUGUGAAAUGGGGGAGACAGCCAUCCUGCAGGUGGAACCCGGCCCGAUAGUGCGGAAGAUCCAGACCCUCCUGAGAAGGAUGAGCAGGGCCCUGAACUCCCUGCCCAUCCGUGACUUGGAGAAGUUCGCAGAGGCCGCCAGGCUGUUGUUAGAGAAGCAUGCCAGAAGACGAGAUUGUUAUUUCUGAUGUCACAGCCAUCACCAAACUGUCCCAGGAUGGCUCCAGAAGCCCCUGCAGUAUCUUGGGACCGGGUCGGGGGUGCGGGGGUGUCCUCAGGUCCCCAAGACCUGUCUGUGUCCUCUCAGAGUGGGUUUGUCAUCUGAGACCUGUCACAGCUCCUUAAUUUGAAAAAAAAUACAAAUGUAAGUUUUUGGAGGGGCACUUAAUGGAGAAAUCAUUUGAUGGCUGGGCACGGGAAAGACUGAACGUUCAGCCCGGAGCGGACGGCACCGGAAGCCCAUUGUCAGGGCAACAGGCAGUGCGCCAACACCCGCCCUGCCUGCCCCUACCAGGCGCUUGCCCUGUAGAAGUUCUUUCCCGGCUUUGGAUUCUUGCCUUGACUCAGGACACAGACUGUGCUCAAACCUACCUCUGCCCUUUGCUGGCUGUGUGCUCUGCAAGGAGCUUUGUGCCUCAGUGUCUGCAUCCAUACAAUGGGCCUAGAAACCACGCAGGAAAUGUCAUUCCAAUUAUUGUUAGCUUGGCCCUCCUGUUGACACCUGGGUAGCUCCCAGUGUUUCUCACGCAUGCAUCCCUUCAGGAAGGCGGAGGGUGUUCGUCAGCUUUUGGUUGCCACAACUACCUAAGACACGCGGGGUCCAGUGUGUAAGCAGCAUGGUGCAGGCUUGGCCCCAGCAAAGGACCCAUGAUGGGUGGCUGACCACAUGAGGAGGAAGGCUCAGGUGCCAAGCCAGAAAGCAGGGAGUGGGGGCAGGCUCAAAGCCAGGUUUAUGUAUAGCAACCCUCUCUUGAGACCUCCUGCAGGUAAACCUCCAUGACCUAGGGACCUCCCACUGAGCCCCACUGCCCCGUGGUUCCACCAUCUCCCUGUAGCGCCACCCUGGGGCUGGAACGGGCAGCCAAGCCACGGCACUGAGGGGCUGCCUUUCCCUCGGCUGCAGAGGCAUGGCCCCGCCCAGUUCCCUCAGGCCGGCCGGAGCUAAGCACUGUGCAAGCUGUACCUCAUGUGGCUCUGUGGCCGGGAGAGUGGUUUCUCAGCAGGGGACUCCAAGCCACAAAGUGACCCCCCAGGACCACACACCUGGUAGUUGAGACUGGCACACCCACCUAUCCAUCGACAAAGCGACAUCACUCUGCUGACGCCCCCACCCCCAGUGCCACCGCUCUUACUCUACCUGGUUUCACGGCCAAGGCUGAGAGUGGAGAAUA